CGUCGACCCAUCAAACUCUGAGCAAGUAUGCAACGAGCUCUACUAUCGUCGCGGCCGCGAACAUCUUUGCCAUUUUACCUGAAUUCGAACCAACGCACAUGGUCAAGUCCACAAGGACUGCGCUUCAAUAACUCCAGUGCUGACUCGAACGCGGACAUAACGCCAAUUGACCUCGAGUACGACGCAGUUUUGCCACCCCAUACCGUUCGGUCGUCGAGACCACUCGUGAUUCUCCACGGGCUCUUCGGGUCCAAGAGGAAUUGGGGAGGACUCUGCAAGCAGUUCGGCAAGGAACUUCAUAGGCCGAUAUACGCGCUCGACCUCCGAAACCAUGGACAUUCGCCGCACGCGCUGCCGCACACGUACCCGGCCAUGGCGGCGGAUCUCCUCCACUUCUUCAAGAAGCAUCAUUUCGAGAAGAUCAGCUUAUUGGGCCAUAGCAUGGGAGGAAAAGCGGCCAUGGCAGUUGCUCUGUCUGAUGCUUUACCUCCUGGGCUCCUGGAGCAUCUGAUCAUUGUGGAUAUUGCUCCGUCUAAAGGAUCGCUGUCGCCGGAGUUCCAGCGAUACAUAGAAGUGAUGCACCAGAUAGAACAGGCACACAUAUCUACACGUAAAGAAGCGGACCAAAUGAUGAAAUCAGUCGAACCUGAUCCCUCGGUCCGCGCGUUCCUGCUCACGAACCUGGUGGGCUCAGCGCCACUCAAGUUCCGCGUUCCCGUGGAUACGAUACGGUCAUCUCUAGAUGCUCUAGGAGACUUCCCUUACGACUCUUGUUCUCAGCGCUGGGAGGGCAAAACUCUGUUCAUAAAAGGAGAGCAUAGCAGAUACAUCAACAAUCGAAAUCAAUCCAAUUUGGAGCAAUUCUUUCCCAACAUGAAGUUAGAACACUUGCCGACCGGCCACUGGGUACACGCUGAGAAGCCUAACGAAUUCAAACAGCUUGUCCUGGAUUUUGUUCGCAGUUGAUAGCCAUAAUAUCAGAUAUUCAUCCUAGUAGAUUCAUAGACGGGCCGGCCUCAUAUAACUAUCUGACGCGACCUGAAGAAUGCAUGAUAUCAUAUCCAGCCCGCCUCCUUGAGGAGCUCUCGUACUCGGAUCGUGUCGUGUUUGAUAUCACCAUUCAAAGGCGCAAAAUAG
Molecule: messenger RNA, 1137 nt
Organism: Punctularia strigosozonata HHB-11173 SS5
Lineage: Eukaryota; Fungi; Basidiomycota; Agaricomycetes; Corticiales; Punctulariaceae
Product: alpha/beta-hydrolase
Exons: 9
Coding region: 28-966 (312 amino acids)
Cellular component (GO): mitochondrion
Source: RefSeq, a predicted model, not a curated record